CUUUGAUCGAACAUCCGCAGACGAUUCGAGUAGUCGAGAAAAGAUAUCGAUUCAUAAAUUAAGUCUGAGAUGCAUUACAUACUGCAUCUCCAAUCACUAUUAGAAAAUGCGUGACGUAGCGAUGGAUGCGAAUGGGAAUGGGAAGCGUGAUCUUCCCCGAAUAGUUCUACAGCAACAAAUUAUGAGCACCGAAGAAACAUCUAAAUCUACAGAUUUGGACUUCGUUUAUGACGAUGCGGAUAAGCAUGCCAAUGAAAUUGCUGAAUUGUACAGCUAUUCAGAACAAUCUGAAUUACAUGUUAACCUCACAGCAUUUGAAGAGCAAAUGGAAUUGUACAAAUUGAGACCAUGGUGGCAAAAUUUAUCAGAGGCGCAACAGAAAUCUGUAAUUUACAAAUUAUUAGAUCAGUUAGAAGUUUCUAACAAACAAUUGAGAAUGAAGGCAGCAAGAUGCAUUUUGUAUUUGGCUCAAGGUUGUUGGGCUGAAGUACAAUCUGACGAAGAGCAACGUGAAUGGACCAGAACAAACGUUAUGUUAUUAUAUGAAGCUGGAAUUUUCCCAGCAUUUGUUGAACUUCUUAAUAUUGAAAUUACGAAUAGUAGAAGAGCUGCUUCUGCAAUGAGGAAAAUAUCUGUUAGUCUUGACGAUUCCACUGAUUUAAGAGUCAUUUUGUCUGUUUUAUAUAUUAUAACAGAAGUGAUGAGGGAAGAAAUGAAAAAUUUAGAGCACAGUAUUUAUAAGAAUAAUGUUGAAUCUUUCAAAGAAGAUUUAAUAAAUCCAUAUGGUGAAGAGUUACUUAUAGUUAAACUUCUUGGCAUGGUAACAUACUUUUGCAGUGGAGCAGCCCCACAUUUUCCAAUGAAAAAGGUUCUUUUAUUGCUGUGGAAAUUAAUUUUGGUAUCGUUGGGUGGUAUUGAUACACUAAGAGAAUUAAAAAAACAGUAUCGUGAAGAAGCUGAUCUUGAUACGCAACAAGAAGACACUUUAGAAGUUGCUAGGACUAUGAGAGCUAGCUCUCCUCCCAUCAGUGCAGCAGAUUUGAUUGAAACACAAAAUCAGAAAAAGAAUCACAGAUCUUAUCGACGAUUCCUAAUGAAACAAAGUUCGCUGGAUGAACCAGGCUUAGGAAUGGAAUAUGAAGGUGCAGAAAUGGGAAACAAUACCACAAAUAACGAAGGUGAAGGAGAAGCUAAUGUAUUUAUGAAUCAAGCUGUUUUGACCCAGUUGCGAACUUACUGUCAAAAUGAAAACAAUCAACCUCAAAUAAGACCUGAUACUCCACAACUUACUAAGGGGAAAAGUUUACCAUGGACACCAAAAGUGAGACAAAAGGACGUCGAUACUUUUCUUGAAGUGUCAAGAUUAAAAUUUGUUGGUUACAACUUAGAGGGGGACAGACAAAGUUUGGCAGGUUUACCACAGCCAAUACUCGAAGGUGUUAAUACUCUUAAAAGACAUAUGUAUACGUCUUUAGCCGAAAUCCAAAUCCAAAAAGAGGAACAAAUGCUCAGAAAUCCUAUAAGCACUCCAAGGUUUCCAAUUCGUCAAACACCAACAGAAAUUGUAUAUCAUGCUAUAUUACCAUUUGUACCACAAUAUAUGAUUGCAUUAUUAAAGAUUUUAUUAGCUGCUGCACCCACUAGUAAAGCUAAGACGGAUAGUACCAAUAUUAUGGCUGAUGUUUUACCAGGGCAAAUGCCCAUGACUGUUUUUCAGUCAAUGAAACUUGGUAUUGAUGUAAGCAGGCAUAAAGAAAUUAUUGUUAAAGCAGUAUCUGCUAUAUUACUUCUUCUGUUGAAACAUUUUAAACUAAAUCACAUAUAUCAGUUCGAAUUUAUGUCACAACAUUUAGUAUUUGCUAAUUGCAUACCACUUGUUUUAAAGUUUUUAAAUCAGAAUAUUCUAGCAUAUAUUGAGACCAAAAAUGUUAUUCCUAUAUUGGAUUUUCCUAUGUGUGUUAUUGGAGAACAGACAGAUGUGGCUCUAGAUAAUCUUGAAAUAGGAGAUAAUCUACCAUAUUCGUGGAGAAACGUUUUUUCUUGCAUCAAUUUAUUACGUAUUCUUAACAAACUUACAAAAUGGAAACAUAGUAGAAUUAUGAUGUUAGUCGUAUUUAAAUCGGCACCCAUAUUGAAACGUACAUUAAAAGUCAGACACGCAAUGAUGCAAUUAUAUGUCUUAAAAUUACUAAAAAUGCAAACUAGGUACUUAGGACGACAAUGGCGGAAAACUAACAUGAAAACCAUCAGUGCAAUAUAUGCAAAAGUUAGACAUCGUUUAAAUGAUGAUUGGGCUUAUGGCAAUGAUCUAGAAGCGCGACCUUGGGAUUUCCAAGUUGAUGAGUGUGUAUUACGUUCUUGCGUUGAUCGAUUUAAUAACUUACGAUAUACUAAUAUUCCUAAAGAUAAAGAUAUGGAACCUGUUGAUAACUCUGUUACGUCAGUACUCGGAGUAAAUGUGGAAUUAAGCGAUGAAUUUAAACAACAUUACGAAUUAUGGUUACAACAAGAAGUAUUUCAAAGAAGUAUUAAUUGGGACGAAUUAUUGGAUCCUGAAGCGUGUGAGAUUUAAAUUUUUAAUAAGUGUAAUAUAAUAUAUAUAUAUAUACACA
Messenger RNA from Heterotrigona itama, 2612 nucleotides. The record is from the annotation of a GenBank genome assembly. Lineage: Eukaryota; Metazoa; Arthropoda; Insecta; Hymenoptera; Apidae.